Hirundo rustica (Barn swallow) is the source of this 6409-nucleotide messenger RNA. RefSeq names its product shieldin complex subunit 2 (gene SHLD2). The record is from RefSeq and is a predicted model, not a curated record. NCBI's taxonomy places the organism in Eukaryota, Metazoa, Chordata, Aves, Passeriformes, Hirundinidae. The transcript has 13 exons. Gene Ontology annotation, biological process: regulation of double-strand break repair via homologous recombination. Bases 2631 to 6188 code for a protein of 1185 amino acids. Gene Ontology annotation, cellular component: site of double-strand break; nucleus.
CCUGCGCCGGCUGGGUGCGCUGCGGCCCGGGCAAGAGCCCGCGGCAAGCAGCCUUCACGUGCCGCUCUUCAGCCGCGUGAAAAACGAGGCCUCUCUUAGCGCAAGUACAGUGCAAGUGAGGGCGUGCUAACGCACGGUGCUCGGCGCUCACGGGGAAAGGAGCCUGUGGGGAGAACCCGGCUCCUCCAGCCGUGUUUAAGAGGCUGCCCUGCCGAGAGGGGACAGAGCUUCGAGUAAAGCUGUUAACACGGCUGCUUUCAUAGAACCCUUAAAUCACUGAGACCUCAGGAUUGUUCAUGGUGCCCACUGGAUGCAGAGAUCCACCACAAAAUCAAUGUUGUAUAGCUCAUCCCAGCGGAAUCUCAGCAUGAGAAAAUAGGUCAUGAAAGAGCAUGAAAUUGCGAUGAGAUGGAGGAAGGUGACUUUAUUAGCUCUGUAACUUCAUGGAUUGCUAAUUCUAAUGGACCUGUUGGGAAUCCAGACUUUGCAGCUGAGCUGUUCCCUGGCCUUCGUGUGUGCAGCAGUGGAAGCCCGGGAGGCAGAGCUCUGACUUCUCAGGCGUGAGACGUUCAUUCCUGCAGUAAGCUCCAAGCCCUCAUCACAACAACGCUCCUAAAGCAGUCCUAAUCCUAAAGAUCAGUGCCAAGCUUUCUGUCAGAGGUUCUGCUCUUGACAUCUGUUUCCUGAGCUGAGAAGUCACUAUAUAAUUUUUAGAAUGAUGGGAUAGAACUACUCUUGAAGUAUCAUGAAUAUUAUUUAUGUGAAGUGUGGUAGCAAAUUUCUGUCAUGGAGCCUGUAACUAGACUGGAAAGCUAAUGUAAUGUGGAAAAGCCUAGAUAACUUUUACAUUGGAACAGCUUCAAUCCCCACUAAACUUUAUUUUGAUUUAUAUAAGUUGAGCUAUUGAAAAUUUGAAAGAAUAUGACCUAUUUGGGUAAAGUUUCCCCACAACUUUCCAAAAUACUGAUAUUGGCUGCAAGAGUGAAAUAUUCUUUUUUGAAAGGUGAAUGUGAGUCAAGACAGUCUUUAAGGUAUUUAUAGUCUUAAGAAGCUGGGCUCUGUUUGGAGAGGAACAACUUCGCGUAACACCGCUGUUCUAUCCAGCACUGCGGUGUAAGUGGCUCUGCAGUGCUCAGCAGUGGAGAAUGCUGCUGCUGGACAGCUUCCUUCUCCAUGUGUGCAUGCUCCAAGGAAAGCUGAGAUGCCCACUAAACAGCUUGUCACUUCAGAGCUGCCUGGAGAAGGGAACUGCACAGAAUAGUUUCCAGGAUCAGAACUUUAUCCUUUAAACUUACCUGGAUGUAAAAUUUACUGUGCAGCUGAGGUACCUGGCUUUUUAAAAAGAUCGUGGUGAAUUUUGGAGGGAGAUUUGAGCAGCAUGGUGAAAGUGCCCGAAGAGUUUCCUGUGAUGUAAUCAGAAUUCUGCAUCAAGAAGUUUUCCUGGUUUUCCUUUGAUUGGCAACUGUUGUAGUAGAUUUUCUACUCCAGAAUCACAUGGGUUGAGUUGUCAAAAAAAGAAAAGCCCAGCCAGACACGCCUGCAGCUUGAAUUGAACUGAAACGAAAUACUCUGAAGAUGGCUAUGAAUAAUUCAGUUCCCUCUGUUGUAAGACUUGAAUGAUUUUAGGUACGGGGUGAUUCCUAGUACAGGAAGGAGUUGGACAUCUUUGACCCAAAAAGUCACUUGGAAAUUGCCAAAGCAGCUGGAUUAGCUCUUGGAUUUUUUCUGGUGUUCUCCACAUCUGCAAAUUGCCUAUUGAAGCAACUUCUAUUAGCAGCAGCACUCCCCAAACAAGUAACUGUAAAUAGCAUUUUAAUGAACAGUUACAGCUUUUUCUGCAUAUUUUAGGAUUAUAAUUAUACAGAAGAAAUUUAAAAAAACAAAAGGUCUUAUUUUUGUGUGCUGUGUAAGUUGGCUUAAUUUUAAUUAGCUAGAAAAGCUAGUAAUUCUUGAGUAGUUUGAUACUACAUAAAUGAAUUAAAGCAAAUCCUAAAUUGCCUGCUCAAGCUUUACUGACCUCCUAGUGGUUAUUAAAUAAUUAAAUUUUAUCAGUAGUUUCAGGCUAAAACGGCAUGUAAAAUAUUGCAUUGCUAGCAAACUUUAAUUUUAAAUAGCUCUAGUGUUUUAUUCAUUUAGUUGAAACUGUUAUUUUCUGGGAAAUGAAAUGAUGUCCUAACCAUGCUAUGAAGAUUUCCUACAUUUUUUUCAGAUGAGUUAAAAUCAAGUACUGAAUACUGAAAUCACGUUUAAUUAGCAAUAAUAAAUGAGGACAAACAGGUCAAUAAUUAAAUUUAAUUUUAACUUCGCUAUAAUGUGUUUCCAUGUAUCAGAAUCAGCAGCUAGGUGUUGCUGUAAAUUUCUUUUUCUGUGCGAGCGUGACACAAACAAAUGUUAAAUAUUUCUAAAAUAAAUUCCCCUUUUUAGAUUUUAUACGUCUAUUUUUAUAGGGUUUAAGUAGUCAGGUAGCGUUUUUCCCAGUCAAACUAUGAAAUACUCUCAUGAAUUUCAGGUGUUUUUAAAAUUGUAAAGAAAAAGUAAAAAUUUUUUGGUUUUUUCAUUUGCUAAUGCACAUUAUUGUGCUUACUGCAUAAACCACCUUACUUAAAGUCAAACUUACACAGCAGUCAAAAAUGUUAAGAAGACCUCAAAUCCAUAUUUUUGUGGGAGCACCCAGCAUCCCGAGCCCACUGGAGGGGUUGGAGCGAAGCGGCUCGGGGCCUGCUGCCGAGAGCUGGAGAGAGCUGCGCUGUUUGUGCCACGCGCACGGCUUCGUGUCUGGAAAGUUCCGCGGUGCUGCUGUCCCCCCAGUGCCCCAGGCAGAGAGCCCCCUGCUCACAGGAGCCGCUGCCAGCGGUGCUGCUGUCCCCCCAGUGCCCCAGGCAGAGAGCCCCCUGCUCACAGGAGCCCCUGCCAGCAGUGCUGCUGUCCCCCCAGUGCCCCAGGCAGAGAGCCCCCUGCUCACAGGAGCCCCUGCCAGCGGUGCUGCUGUCCCCCCAGUGCCCCAGGCAGAGAGCCCCCUGCUCACAGGAGCUGCUGCCAGCGGUGCUGCUGUCCCCCCAGUGCCCCAGGCAGAGAGCCCCCUGCUCACAGGAGCCCCUGCCAGCGGUGCUGCUGUCCCCCCAGUGCCCCAGGCAGAGAGCCCCCUGCUCACAGGAGCCCCUGCCAGCGGUGCUGCUGUACCCCCAGUGCCCCAGGCAGAGAGCCCCCUGCUCACAGGAGCCCCUGCCAGCGGUGCUGCUGUCCCCCCAGUGCCCCAGGCAGAGAGCCCCCUGCUCACAGGAGCUGCUGCCAGCGGUGCUGCUGUCCCCCCAGUGCCCCAGGCAGAGAGCCCCCUGCUCACAGGAGCUGCUGCCAGCGGUGCUGCUGUCCCCCCAGUGCCCCAGGCAGAGAGCCCCCUGCUCACAGGAGCCCCUGCCAGCGGUGCUGCUGUCCCCCCAGCGCCCCAGGCAGAGAGCCCCCUGCUCACAGGAGCCCCUGCCAGCGGUGCUGCUGUCCCCCCAGCGCCCCAGGCAGAGAGCCCCCUGCUCACAGGAGCUGCUGCCAGCGGUGCUGCUGUCCCCCCAGCGCCCCAGGCAGAGAGCCCCCUGCUCACAGGAGCCCCUGCCAGCGGUGCUGCUGUCCCCCCAGCGCCCCAGGCAGAGAGCCCCCUGCUCACAGGAGCCCCUGCCAGCGGUGCUGCUGUCCCCCCAGCGCCCCAGGCAGAAAGCCCCACACUCACAGGAGCCGCUGCAAGUGGGGCCAGGGCUCAGCAGGGCAGGCUCAUGGCAAAAGUAGGAAAAGAUGGGACAUCUCCUGCCCCUGUGGCAGUAACUUGUAGCAGCAGACCGAAAAAGAGCACGAGUUUAACUGGCUCUGAUUGUGGAGUACCCAAAGAUAGAUCCACACCUGCAGCGGUAAAUCAGGCUGCAGGUCAGCACCUGCCCCAGAGCUGGGCAGAAUCAGCUGCACAAGAGAAAGCAUCACGUGCCUGCUGCCCAGAGCUCAGGGAGAGAAAAGGCAGUCCUUCAGAACUCAGCAGCUCUGCCAUUUGUGCCUUGCUGGCCAGCACUGAGCGGGUCAGCAUCCACCUGCGCUCUGCGGGGCCUCAGGCAGCCCGCAGAAGUGAGCGCCACGAACGCCUCGGUCAGUAUAUGGAUGUGCUUCUCCAAAAAAGCCAGGAGUCCAAAGCAACAGAAGCAAAUGGCUGUGCAGACUUUGCAGUGUCAGCAGACACUGAAUUUUGUAGUGUAGUCACUUCGAGUCAGGUGGCUGUUUUUGCACAGAAUGAGACUCAGGAAAGAAUUGUAAAACGAUCAGAAACAGAAGCGGGCAAAAAAGCUGAAGAACGACAGCGUGAUCUCUUCCAAUGUGAUUCUGGUGUCGGAACAUGCGCUACUAAUGUGACUGAAAAUGAAUAUAUGGAAGAGCAUGCAAGUUCUCUUGAACUUUUCAGUUCUGAGGAUGAUGGGGAAAAUGUUUGGAUUAAAGCUACAAAACGGGAAGAAAGUGCUCAGGAAAAUGCAGGAGAGUUUGAAGAACUUAAUGUUCCUGCUGAGCAAUUUGUAAAUGAAGUCCGUAUUGAGCCAUUGAGCUCUGGAAUACUGUGCUCUCAAGGGAACUGUUCUCGCAAGAACUCUUCUAAAAGGCCCCGCAAGUACGAAGAUUCCUUUCAUCUUUUCCACUCAGCAUUUAAAAGACAGCUGAAAUCCAAGAGAGCGAAACUGAAUUCUUCUCCGCCUGGUUCUGGGGGGAGAGUAGAUCCAGACAGGAUGUCAGAGUUCAAGAAACUCCAGAAGAAAUUAUCACUGCUUAAGAAUUGCUGCAGCAAAAAUCAAAAGUACAACAUUUUGGUCACAGUUGUACAUCCUUGUCAUAUCAAAGAAAUACAGAUGAAGACUAAACCAAAAUCUUCGUGUAAAGUUCCUGUGGCAACAAUUGUUGUUAUGGACCAGUCAGAAAUCGAGAGAAAGGUGGUGCUGUGGCGUGGUGCUGCAUUUUGGUCCCUCACUGUGUUUCCUGGGGAUAUCGUACUGCUUACGGAUGUAAUAAUGUACGAGAAUCAUUGGUGUGGAGAGGUCAUGCUUCAGUCUACAUUUACCAGUCAGUUACUCAAUCUGGGGAACUGCUCAGCUCUCAAUCCAGAAGAAUUUUAUCCUCUGGUGGAUGGUGGUGUUCUCCAUGGCUUAUUGGCAUACAUAUCAUCAGAAUUUCCACACUUCAGAGACAUUCCACAAAGACAAGUUCAGAGACUGGAUGAUGUUCAGUAUGUGCAGCUAGAUCAGCUCCAGCCAAAUACUUUGGUGCACUCAAUCCUGAAAAUCAUCAAUAUUUCUGUGUUAACAGAAUCUGUGUACAGCUAUAGAGGUGGCAACCAGAGAAAAAUUAUCCUGACAGUAGAACAGAACCGAGAUCAACACUAUAGGAUGGUUUUGUGGGGAGCAGGAGCUGCCUGGUGCCCCCAGCUUCAGCAGAAAAAAGACCACCUGUGGGACUUCAAAUACCUUUUGGUCCAACGUAGUUCUGUCUCAGGUGACGUGGAACUGCACACAACUCCAUGGUCAUCCUAUGAGUGCUUGUUUGAUGAUGACAAAAGGGCAGUUGAAUUUAAAGAAAAGUUUCAGAAAAGUCAAACGUCCCUCAAGGAGUUGACAAGGCUCUCGGCACACCUGGAAGAAAAAUGCUCAGGAGUGAUUCAAGUGAAAGCCCAUAUCUUGGAACUGAAGUUUACCAUUUCCACUGGUCAGUACAAGCAAAUCAUCUUCUCUUCUGACACUUCACUGGAAUGUGUUUUGGCUUCUCUGCCUAUGAUUACGUAUUCAGGUUGUGCCAAAUGUGGUUUGGAACUACAGGCAGAUGAGAACAUGAUCUACAAGCAAUGUAUUAGAUGUUUGCCAUACAGCCAAGUCAAAACAUUCUACAGACCUGCUUUGAUGACAGUAGAAGAUGAAGGAUAUGAAAUUUGUGUUCAUGUGGUGUCUGAGUUGGUGGAAAAAAUCUUCCUCAAUAUUCCUGCAGACUGGCUGAAGAGAUUAGUAGUGCCCUCUUCAGAUCUAACCUACAGCACAAUCGUAGCAGAUCUGUGCCACUCGCUGCUGGCAGAUACAGAAGCAUCCUAUGUGCUGGAAAUCAGAAGCCACUUUGUGCUAGAUGAGAACAGCUAUCCUUUGCAAAAGGAUUUCCACCUGCUGAAUUUUCAUCCUGAACUUUGACCUGUGCACUAACUGAAUAACAUAGACCAUAAGGACACACAGAUGGGAAUCAGAAGAAAAAUUACUUAGCUGAAGGAAUCGGAUCUCUUUAAAAAAAAUUAUAAUGAAGGAUUUUGGCUUUAACUUAUGGAAAAAGCAAAAUCAUCAAAAGGAGUGGUAUGGAAUAUCUGGUAAUAGUAUACACAGCUGGAGUAAUACUGAUGAAUUUUCAUAAAGUAUAU